Molecule: messenger RNA, 256 nt
Organism: Paraglomus brasilianum
Lineage: Eukaryota; Fungi; Glomeromycota; Glomeromycetes; Paraglomerales; Paraglomeraceae
Source: the annotation of a GenBank genome assembly
UGAGUAAUAAGAGUGAAUUAAUUAUAGUGGACCAACUCGAGAAAGGAGAUAAACGUUCAUUGUAUUCAAUUAAUGUCCACCAGGAUUUUUGUCUCAAUACCACGUUUCCUAUGGUGUUGUUCGUUGGGGAGGAUAGGAUUUAUAUAUACAACCAGAUGUGGGUACAGAUCCUUCAAGGAGGUCAUCCUUGCAUAGGGACUUCGGCGACCUUAACAUUUCCUGAAGCACGCGAUGUUAUAGUACCGAUGUUUGAUGC